CCCCGCCGAGCCGAGCCAGGGCUCUCCGUGCCCCGCCGAGCCGAGCCAGGGCKRUCCGUGCCCCGCSGAUCCUCGCCCGCCGCCGCGAUGCUGCCCGGCCGGACCCUGCGCAAACCAGCGCCGCCCGCCGCUCCUGCAGGGCGCGACGCGGCGUUGGAGUGCGCCCUGGAGCUGUCCCGCAUCGGCGACAUGUGGGACCUGCGGCAGAGGAUCCUGAACCUCUUCGCCAAGCUGUUCAGCCGCGAAAUGUGGGCUGCCCGCGGUCACGGCGAGCGGAACAGCGGGGGAGGAGGACCUUGGCUUUGUGGAUUUGGAAGAAGAGGCUCCACAGACUCYGGGAGAUGAAGAAACUUCAAAUCUCGCUGCUUUUGUAUUUAGCUGUCCGUGGCCGCUGGAGGAUGGCUAUCACAUGAUUUGUCUGAAGAAUGUUACAGCUAUAUUGGCGUAUGAAUGCCAGGUGGGAAACAGAGAUAACGACGGCAGAGCCCCUAAACCGUGCAGUGCUGACUUGGGGCGAGCUGGUGACUUGGGGAGAUUUGGGGCAAGACUGAACUUGCCCUUCACCGCCGUCUGAGAAGACUUUCAGGACCCCGGUUUCCCCAGUCGCCCUCUGGUCCUCAUGUCCCAUAGCCAUGUUUCACCGAGGAGCUCCGCCCACCUUCAGGAUGAAGUAAAAUAAAAUUGUCAGUGUGUUGAAACUUGGGAUCACACACGCAGGAAAACACAGUUGCUGGAUUUUUGACUGCUCUUCUUUUCUAAAACAUGGAUCUUUCUGGAUAGAGAUCUGGUGGUGGGACUUACAAUUUGUUAAACCACUAUCUUUAUUGAAAAGGUAUUUGUUGCAGGAUGUUGCUUUGCAGACAAAAAGUUGUAAUUCUAGUUCUAGUUUAUAUUAUAAAGAUAUAGUAUAAGUUUAWAUAGAUAUAUGUAUAUAGUAUAUAAGCAUAAAAUAUAAAUGUGUGCAUCACUACUGUAUGUCAUGAGUACUUAACAGAACUAUUAAUUUAAAACUGUUUGUUUAGUCUCAAAACACAGUAUAAAAAGAAUGUUCAAAACAUGACAAAACUCAAUAUAAAAAGGUAUUAUAUAAACUAAAAAAGAAGCUUAAAUAUUUUCUAAUGAUAAAGGAAAUAAAUCAUGCUUCAGAGAGCGAAGCAUAUUUUAGCAUUAUAUAAGACAUAUCUGAAUAUAUACCACACAAACACAGAUAUUGAGGUAAUUGUGGUGGAAGGAUUCUUUCAAUAUUACAAAGAAUUUCUUGAUAACAGUACAAUUCUGCUGUGUCUUUAUAACCAACAAAAAAAACUUCAAUAGAAGUAGAUCUUAAAGUUAAAUCUCAAGUUUUGUUAAGAAURUUAUUUAUUCAAAGAAAGCAAUUCUACCUCUCUUUGAAGAAAUAAUAUCAAUAGAAUUGAAUGUUGCAGCUGGUACAAGAAAGUAGCCUUAGAUUUUUGAAUGUUUAAUUAUACUUACAGGCAAAGGUUCUUCCCUUGUACUUUAUUUCCAUUUCAUUCAAUGGCCUCCUCGUUUCAGUUCCAGAAUGAUGAAGCUGCUGCAGCAYAUCCAGGAGGUGAGGGGUUAUAUAUGAGGGGUUAUGUGGGAAUAACCCAUCUUACCAAGGAGUUAUUACCCUUGGCUGGCUUCAGAGGAGCUGAAUUAAACAUGUUGAUURCUGUCAAGGCAAACAGUAACUCUGYUAGUCAAUUCAUGCCAGGUUCCAUCCUAAACAGUAUUUUUAUGGGUCCCAGUUAGCAAGAAAAUGCCUGAAGCCAAUCCUGUUUCACAGCUACCUCUAAGGUGACUGGUCAGUUCCUUCUCUUAACUAACCUUGAAUAUAAGUAUAUUUGCAUUUUAUAAGACUGUACAGUUACACUUUCUGAUAUUUGUGUCUAUUGAAAUKAUGUCUUCUCCUGUCUUGUGGUGGAUUCUUGUUUGUAUUCAUAAUUUAUUUUUCAGUUACCUCUUCUUAAUCUGCCUUUGCAAACUUGUCAUUACUUAACUCUGGUCACUCACAACCAGUUGUGUUGGGGCUGUUACAUAUUGACACUGACUUCUGUCACUGAGCAGAAGCUGACUAACUUUGUCUCCUUACCUCAUGGAAGAUUUUAACACCACCCCAGUGGCACUGCCAGGAUUUUUGCUGUUGGUUUAGCCAAUGUGUGGUUCCUUUCCCUUCUAAGCUAGUUAAUUACUUUUCAGUGAGAACAUAAUGUUUCAAGAGUAGUUCUKAUUUGUCUCAGUACUGCAAAAGUGUGUUUUGCUGACAUGUACAUAGGUCAGUUUGCCAGGUACUAAAAAAUGAACGCAAAGAGUUUCAGAUAAGCACAACACCAGCUCUCAGGCUAACACUGCAUAACUCACAAGAAGGGUUGCUCUUGUACAUCCUGCUCUUGGUGRAGUCUGGGAGUUUUCAGCAUGGGUACUAAACAAUGACCAUGCCUGUCUGAAACUCUCAGGAAAAUUCAGCAUUAGCAUUCACAACAGGACGGAAUAAAACUGUUCUGCUCAAGGUAUGCUGCUUUGAAAACCAACAAGAAACAAGGUGUGGAUUUGUAGAGCCCACCCAAUUCUUCAGGCUGUAGCACAUAUGAAUACUAUGAAAAAAAAUGUAUAUUGAUAAAUGCAUUGUCAUGGGGAUAUCCAAGUUUACUGUUAGCAGAGUAUUUAUCUGCCUAGAUAUGCAAAGAAUAUUUGCUCUUUUUGAAAUGUUUUAGGUUUUUGUGUGCAUGGUUAAGGCUGGUAGUGUUCAACAGGAACUCRGGAAAAAGACAGGUGCAGGAGGUCAAUGCCAGUAGAUGACCAAGCACUUGCUGAUGUCCACCCUGGAUUUGUUUUGUUACUUCUGCAAAGGAUCUGCUUUAUGACUUUAUCAACGUGAGUUUGUUUUCCUUAGGGCCUGUUCUGGAUGCGAGCCAGRUGUGUUGCUGUAUGCCUCACGCAUGUAUGUCUUGAGUUCUUGCUAAGAUAAUAAAUACAAAGUGUUUACAAGAAAAAUGAGUCAC
Messenger RNA from Malurus melanocephalus (red-backed fairy wren), 3002 nucleotides. It is a transcript of the gene PMAIP1, whose product is annotated as phorbol-12-myristate-13-acetate-induced protein 1. The record is from RefSeq and is a predicted model, not a curated record. The transcript is spliced from 2 exons. Gene Ontology annotation, biological process: apoptotic process; release of cytochrome c from mitochondria; DNA damage response. The coding region runs from base 88 to 345 and encodes 85 amino acids. Lineage: Eukaryota; Metazoa; Chordata; Aves; Passeriformes; Maluridae.